CUGAACUCUUAUCUCCACGCUUUUAUCACCUCUGCUCCGAUGUCCUCCAUCAGCUUGUUCUUGCUGUGCAUGACUCUUUCACAGAUAGCAGCAGCCGUUGAACCAGUUGAUCAAGGGGCUAACUGCUCACCCAAGACAUGCGGCAACCUGACAAUUGCAGACCCAUUCGGAUUCGUCCCGGAGCAGGCAACCGACACGAAAUGCGGCCGGAUGGGCUUCGAGGUCCAUUGCAACAACAGCAUCCCAUACCUCGGGUACUACCGGCGUAAGUACCGGUUCCGGAUCCUCGAUAUCUUCUAUGACAACAGCUCCUUGCUUGUCGCCGAUAUCCACAAGGUUGCAGAUUUCAGCACAUCCGACUCAAAAGGCUGUCAUGUUCUGACUGCUAAUACCUCCUCCAAAGUCGGCCUUCCAUUCUCGAUCAGCCCUGUCAAUCUGAACCUCAUCUUCUACAACUGCACCAAGAUACCAGAGGCGGAUAGGGGGCUUGUGGAGACGAAAUGCAGCAGCAGCUUGUUUGUUCGUGUUGCAGUUGGAGGGCAUUACAAUGACUCGAGCAACUAUACGCAGUACUCAGUGGAGGGCUGUAGCACUACUCUUGUGCCAGUGCUGGGGACAUUCGGCAAGGUGAACGCAAGCAACUAUGAGCAACUCAUCAGCAAUGGCUUCCUCUUGACGUGGCAGCUGCCGUCUGAUGGGAGGCGCAAAGUCAAACUAAUUUUAAUAGCUUCCCUGUCGGCUGCAGCUGGUGUGCUUUUCACAUGUCUUGUUUGGAUCAUAUACCGUCGGAAACAAAAGCUCAACCUGUUCAUUCUCCAAAAGCAUGUUCAGAGUAAAUCAAACACGGAAGAGAUACUAAGGAGAUAUCAAUCACUAACCCCGAAGAGGUACAGUUACUCAGAUCUGAAGAAAGCAACAAGAUGUUUCAAGGAAAAACUAGGAGAAGGUGGCUAUGGUACAGUAUUCAAGGGUACUCUACCAGACGGACGUAUGGUUGCUGUGAAACUCUUAAAAGGAUCCAAAGGCAAUGGAGAGGAAUUUCUAAAUGAAGUCACUAGUAUUGGUAGGACUUCCCAUGUUAAUAUUGCCAGUUUACUUGGUUUUUGUUUACAGGGAUCUAAGAGGGCCCUUGUUUAUGAGUACAUGGCCAAUGGCUCUUUAGAGAAGUACAUUUAUUCAGAGAGUUUAAGGUCAGCACUUGGAUGGGAACAAUUAAGGAAAAUAGCUAUUGGCAUCGCACGAGGUCUGGAGUAUUUGCACCGGGGCUGCAGCACCCGCAUCAUCCAUUUUGAUAUUAAGCCCCACAACAUCCUUCUUGAUGAAGACUUCUGUCCCAAAAUAGCUGAUUUCGGAUUGGCAAAACUGUGUCACCUCAAGGAUAGUGCUCUCUCGAUGGCUGAUGCAAGAGGCACCAUUGGUUUCAUUGCUCCUGAAGUGUUCUAUAGAGGGUUUGGAGUUGUGUCGACCAAGUCAGACGUUUACAGCUAUGGGAUGAUGAUACUACAAAUGGUGAGAGGAAGAACAAACGCUAAAGAAAAUACUGAGAAUUCUAGUGAAGUGUAUUUUACUAACUGGAUUUAUGACUGCUUAGUGAAAGAUGUGCAAAGCCAUGAAGUCACAUCCGACCUGGAAGAGACUGCAAAGCAUAUGGCUGUAGUUGGCUUAUGGUGCAUACAAAUGGCCCCAGGAAAUCGUCCUUCCAUGAGCAUAGUCUUAGAAAUGCUGGAGAAGAACAGCAACGAAUUGGAAAUGCCACCCAAGCCAUUCCUUUCCUGCCCCUCACCCCAAUCACAUUUCUCAUCUUAAGCAAGAUAUUUCCUAUUGGGAACCCUCGUUUUUGUGGUUCAUAGUGUCAAUCAAAAGCUUGAAAAUGUGUUCUUGUAGCGCCUUUGAAUUAUAGCUAUGUUCUUUCAAUAGAUGAAUACACACAUUGAGAAAGACAUUGAUCCAAUGUGUGGGUUUAAUCCUAGUUUUCCCAUGAUUCUAGCAAA
Messenger RNA from Panicum virgatum (switchgrass), 1991 nucleotides. Its product is annotated as LEAF RUST 10 DISEASE-RESISTANCE LOCUS RECEPTOR-LIKE PROTEIN KINASE-like 2.4. The record is from RefSeq and is a predicted model, not a curated record. The transcript has 3 exons. Gene Ontology annotation, biological process: protein phosphorylation. Lineage: Eukaryota; Viridiplantae; Streptophyta; Magnoliopsida; Poales; Poaceae. Bases 40 to 1806 code for a protein of 588 amino acids. Gene Ontology annotation, molecular function: polysaccharide binding; protein kinase activity; ATP binding.